Messenger RNA from Pleurotus ostreatus (oyster mushroom), 654 nucleotides. RefSeq lists its product as uncharacterized. Gene Ontology annotation, molecular function: protein-folding chaperone binding; protein folding chaperone. Bases 1 to 654 code for a protein of 217 amino acids. The transcript has 5 exons. The record is from RefSeq and is a predicted model, not a curated record. Lineage: Eukaryota; Fungi; Basidiomycota; Agaricomycetes; Agaricales; Pleurotaceae. Gene Ontology annotation, cellular component: cytoplasm; nucleus.
AUGUCCCAAUUUCCCGACUACUACAAACUCCUCAAUGUCUCAAAGUCGGCCACUCAGGACGAAAUCCGCCAGGCGUACAAGAAGGAGUCUUUGAGGACACAUCCAGACAGGCUUGUCAAUGCGACACCAGCAGAGAGGCAGGGUGCGACGGAGCGUUUCCAGGCCGUAGCUGAUGCGUACUAUGUCCUUUCCGAUGUUACUCGCCGAAGAGAGUACGACGAGUUAUACUCCACACGAGCAAGCAAGGACAGAACAACGGAUCCAGGAUCUUCCACCAGCUUCUUUGCACAGUUCGCAAAUAUGUUUGCUGGUUCAGGAGCGGGAGGAAGUUCCGCUGAGGGUCAGGCAGGACCUGGUGGGCAGCCCAAUGCAGAGGGUGUCUUCGCAGACGUCUUCGAAGAGAUGCUGCGUCCGGAAGUUAACCGAGUAAUUCCAUGGUGGACAUAUGUCGGCGCAUUCUCUGGCGCUGGACUGGGCUUCAUUGUAGCGAAUGUCCCCGGUCUAAUGGUUGGGGCUUUUGCUGGCAAUAGGCUGGGUGCUAUAAGGGACGCCAAGGGCAAGAGUGUAGCUGCAGUCUUCACCCAGUUGGGCGGCGAGCAGAAGGCCGAGAUUUUGCGAGCAUUAGCAAUGAAGGUCCUUGGGUCUGCAUUUUGA